AGACUAGAUAUUUAUAGACACUCAGCCAACUCAUCAUACCACGAAACCUCGAUUCCAAGAAGAAGUGGGUUUCAUUCAGUCAGCAUAAACUUAAAUUUUGGCAUAUAUUUAGAUCAUAUAUUUAGUAGACAUUUUGCCAGUGUACACAUCAAUACUAAAUAAUCUGCAUGAGAGAUAGCUAUUUUUCCCCUAAAAUGUAAACAAAACAUAUGAAAGUAAAAAAGGAAGCACUGUAAAAAUAAGUUGAUUUCACGAAUAUGUACACAAACAACCCCAAUAUUUCUAAAAUUGUACAGUUUUGCCUGCUGUACACAGUACACUGAACCUCUAUCAUGCACUAUACUCAGUGAUUUGUCUAUUUAAUCAAUCUUGGGAAUUAUUUGUAGUGUCGAAUUUGAUCAAAGAGGAGUGUUGCUCUUCCUUCAAAAUAUCCUGGAGACCAUGUUCAACUGCAACCUGGAGAACCCCUGGACGAAUCAGUCAUAGAAAGGUUUCACUCUGCGCAGAAUCGGGCGAGUUCUGACGAAGAGAAACUAGAUCUGAUGCAGGGUCUGCUGGAUUACAUGAACGGAGUACCUGUAUACCUUCCAACCACUCUUAACACUGCCCCAGAGUACACUCUAGAAGAGUUGCACAAUGCUGAGCUAAACUCCAACUCUGUUGAUGAUCAGCUGAUUAUACAGAAGAUGAUAAUAAACAAGAUGGCCGGAUUCCAGCUGUAUGAAGUGCCGUUUAUAACUAUUCCAGAUAAGACUGAGGGAAAAUCUGCUUCAGCUUGGGGGGACACCCAGCAAAGUUCAGGAUUGAAGUAUGUUGUCAACUCUAGUAGCAACAAUAGUACUGACGGAACCAGCUUUAGUAUAACCACUGAUGUAGCUUCUUCAAUCGGAGUUGAACCCUCGGAAGUAGAACCUGAAUCAGCAACAGAAGUUUUAGACAAUAUAACUUCUGAAGAUUCAUCAAUUGAUCCGGACAAUAUUGAACCUAAACCCGAAGAUUUGACAAUGAUUUAUGAAACGACUGUUAUGGAAACUGAAGGCUCUACCGUAGAAGAAAUCACAUCCAACAUGUGUGAUUGUGCUACUAGUGCCACUGCUAAUGCUAUGAACAACAAAGAGCCGCUGAACCAAUCAGUGAUUACCAGUAUGCUAAAGGCUCAGAUAUCUGCUACUUCUACUAAAGAAAAAUCGAAAUUAGUUCAAGAGUUGCUGAAGUAUGUUUCUGGAAAUCCAUCCUCAUCUACAUCGAUAUCAGAACAAUCAGUCACUGAAAUCUUGAUGUCACAAAUCAACUUGAUUGAGGAACAGCUAAAGGUUCAUAAGUUAAUGAUUUCUACAAUGGUUGGAUGUAAAAUACGAACAGAGGGUACAAAGGUUCCCAAGGAAACUGAAACUAUGCCACUUGUGGCUGCUCCUGCUCCAGAAGAAGUUGUUUCUGUUCCAGAGGAGGUUGCUCCUAUUCCAGAAGAAGUUGUUCCUGUUCCAGAAGAAGUUGAUCCUGUUCCAGAGGAAGUUGUUUCUGUUCCAGAAGAAGUUGUUUCUUUUCCAGAAGAAGCUGUUUCUGUUCCAGAAGAAGUUGUUUCUGUACCAGAAGAUCCUGUUUCUGCUACAGAAGAACCUGUUUCUUUUACAGAAGAAGGUAUUCCUGCACCUGCUGUUUCAAAUCCCCCAGAAAUUGUUUCAAAACCUGUUUCUCCUCCUGCAGAGAUUGUUGCUGUUCCUACAGAAUCUGUGUCUUCCAGUUCCACAGAAGUUUUUCCACCUGGAAGUUUGAAUUCGUCCAGUAUUCUUGAAAAGCUUGUAGGAUAUUUAAGUGUAAAACAAGCCCAAGAGUCAUAUUAUGUCCAUGAAGCAGUUGGUUUAGAGUCUGCUUUGAUCAAGUUUCUGGGACUAAACUAUUCUAAGACCCCUAUGGUGAAUAUAAACAUAAACGUUGGGUACAACAGUGAGUUGUCUUCUGGAUCUAGUUCAGAGGAGAAGGUUACACUAAUACCCUCAGCUCCAUCUUCACACUCUUCAUCAGUUCCAUCUUCACCUUCUACAUCAGUUCCUUCGACACACUCUCCAUCAGCUCCUUCAACACACUCUACAUCAGUUACUCCAUCACCUUCUCCUCUAGCUCCUUUGGAACCUUCCCCAUCAGUUACUUCUACAUACACAGCAUCUGAGGUUCCCUACACCACACCUUCCCCUGCACCCUAUCCCUCUAUCAUAUCUUACACCACAACACCUCUGACAUCCACUGCGUCAUCUUCCAAUUAUGAAAUGCCUGUUAUAGCAACAACAUUUUCUACGGCUUCAACAGCUGAGACAACAACAUCUAAUACCUUCACAACUUCACCGCUAAUAAAACCAGAGUCUUCAACGCCUUCUCCCGUAGUUUUUCCGGUUUACCUUCCAGCUUCUGUUCCUUCUAUUGUUCCAACUAUCAGCUUUAACCCCAUCGAGACCACAUUUAUAACAUCAGAAUCUAUUUCUGGAAUUUCAAGCAAACCUAAACCUGUUUCACAAGGUCCCCUUCCCCUUACUACUGAGGGAUUCCAAACCAGCCAAGUAGUAGAAAGUAAUGUGCAACCUGGUCAAUCUACUGUUUUGACAAAUACAAUAAUAAACCAGCAGCAGCAGUAUCAGCUACACCUCCAACAACAGCAACAGCAACUUCAACAGCAGCAACAACAGCUGUUAAACCAGCAGCUGUAUCUCCAGAAUCUUCAGCAGAAUCAAAACCAAGAAACCCCCCAACAGCAACAUAUUCAACAACAAUUUCAAAAACAGAAUCAAAAACCUCAGCAGCACCUCCAACAACAGCAACAGGAAAACCAGUUCAAUAAACAGAAGUAUCAACAACAGCUCCAAACCCAGCUAAAUCAACAGCUUCAGAAUCAACAACAGCCACAAGAGAACCAGCUUAAUCAACAGGUUCAGAAUCAACUGCAGCAGCAAGAAACCCAGCUCAACUCAACUAAACAAGAAGAACAGCAAGUAGAGAAAGUAUCAACUAAGCCACUACAAAUUACCACAACCUCAACAGUAGAGUACACUAUAGAGCAGCUAAUUGAAGCUCAAAAGAACACACAAUCCAAGGAAAAACAAGCAAUUAUACAGAAAAUGAUCAUCAAUAAAAUGUCUGGUUAUGAGGUGUACAAAGUUCCUGUGAUUACUCUUACUAAUAUUCAGUUAAAUCCACAGACCAAGCCAGGAGAAACCUCUAAUGUGCAAGGAACCGGUAGUUCUGGAUCAGGUUCUAUUCUUCAGGGAAGUGGAAGUGCUAAUUCAGGAUCAAGUACCUCUCUGAAAGAAAGUGGAAGUUCACAAGCUACCUCAGGAUCAAGUGCCUCUCUACAUGGAAGUGGAAGUGCACAAACAAACUCAGGAUCAAGUGCUUCUCUGCAAGGAAGUGGAAGUGCACAAGCUAACUCAGGAUCAAGUGCCUCUCUGAAGGGAAGUGGAAGUGCACAAGCAAACUCUGGAUCAAGUGCUUCUCUGAAAGGAAGUGGAAGUGCACAAGCGAACUCAGGAUCAAGUGCCUCUCUGCAAGGAAGUGGAAGUGCACAAGCUAACUCAGGAUCAAGUGCUUCUUUGAAAGGAAGUGGAAGUGCACAAGCUAACUCAGGAUCAAGUGCCUCUCUGCAAGGAAGUGGAAGUGCAGGGCAGGGCAUAACUCUGUUUGCCAAUUCUAACUCUGGAACUGGAACAACAAGUGGAGGAGCUUCUGCAGGUGCAAAUGCUGGGACUAGUUCAGGAAUUAAUGUUCAAGCAAAUGCAGGAUCUGAUAGUUCUCCUACCAGUGGAGGAUCUAACAAAGGGACAGGACUCAAUACUGGUAGUAGCUUUAAUACUGGAUCAGCAAUGCUUACUGGAGCGGGAUCUAAUACUGAAACAGGGUUUAAUAUUGGAGGAGGAGAUAAUAUUGGAGCUGGAUUUAAUGGAGGUUCUUCAUUCAAUACUGCAACUAGCUUUAACCCUGGCACAGCAAUAAAUACUGGAGCGGGAUCUAACACUGGAACAGGGUUUAAUAUUGGAGGAGGAGGAGGAAAUAGUGGGGUAAAGUUUAAUGGAGGUUCUUCAUUCAAUACUGGAGAAUUCAAUGGAGGUUCUUUAUCCAAUAUCAAAGGAUUAAAUGGAGGCUCUUCAUCCAAUUCUGGAGGAUUUAAUGGAGGUUCUUUAUCCAAUACUGGAGCAUUCAAUGGAGGCUCUUCAUCCAAUACUGGAGCAUUCAAUGGAGGUUCUUCAUCCAAUACUGGAGGAAUAAAUGGAGGUUCUUCAUUCAACAAUGGAGAGUUUAACCAAGGAGCAGGAAUUUUAGCAGGAGGCGGAAUUAAAACUGGAGCAGGGGCUGGAGGUAUUAAUUCCGCUUCAGGAUUUUUUACCGGAUCAGGAGUCACAAAAGGAACAGGAGCGAGUAAUGGAGCAGGGAUUUUAACAGGAUCUGUAGUCAAACCUGGGUUAGGGUUCAAUACAGGAGCACAGUUUAAUGCUGGGUUAGGGUUCAAUACUGGAUUCAAUACAGGCUCAGGAAUAAAACCUGGAUCAGGGAUCCAAUCUGGAGUAGGAUUCAAUUCAGGAUCAGGGGCAAAUUUUGGAGAAGGAGUGAAUGCUGGUUCAGCGUUCAAUAAAGGAUCUGGAUUUAAUGGUGGAUCAGGAAUUAAUUUUGGAUCAGGAAACAAUGGAGAAUCAGGAGUUAAUUCUGGAGGAGCGAUAAUGACAGGAGGAAUAAAGCAUGGCUCCGGAUUUGUUACUGGAGCAGGAGUCAACACUGUGGAAAAUAAUCACCUUUCUGCUAAUGCUAAUUCUGGGGCAAAUAAUGCGCAAGUGGCUGGAAAUAUUGGUUGGUCGGUUAAUGCUGGUUCUGCACCAAAUUCACAUAUUAAAAGCACUGGAAGUGGAGCCAACCUCCAUACAAAUUCAGAUUCAGCAGCUUCUGCAGUAAUCAAUGGCAAUGGAGCUAUUGCAAAUGCCAAUUCAGAUUCAGCAGCUUCUGCAGCUAUUAAUGGCAAUGAAGCCAACCUCAAUGCUAAUUCAAAUUCAGUAGCUUCUGCAGCUAUCAAUAGCAAUGGAGCAACAGCCAAUGCUAAUUCUAAUUCUGAGGCAAGUGCACAAUUCUCAGGUGGAUCUGGAGUCAACUUAAGCGCAAAUUCAAAUUCUGCUGCUAGUGUAAAUAUUAAUUCCAAUCAAAACAUCAAUGCUGCAGCAAAUGCUGACUCUAGUGCAGACAUCAACCUCAAAGAACGCAGAAGAAGGUUCUGGAGAAAUUGAAAUCUUAAUAUUUUAAAUUUACAUUUUUAUCUGUAACACAUGAACUUUUUAUGGUUAUCAAUAUAUAUUAAACAUAUGUAAA
Molecule: messenger RNA, 5337 nt
Organism: Eurytemora carolleeae
Lineage: Eukaryota; Metazoa; Arthropoda; Copepoda; Calanoida; Temoridae
Product: mucin-5AC
Exons: 6
Coding region: 543-5255 (1570 amino acids)
Biological process (GO): negative regulation of transcription by RNA polymerase II
Cellular component (GO): PRC1 complex
Molecular function (GO): promoter-specific chromatin binding
Source: RefSeq, a predicted model, not a curated record